Salvia splendens (bonfire salvia) is the source of this 1521-nucleotide messenger RNA. RefSeq lists its product as uncharacterized. The record is from RefSeq and is a predicted model, not a curated record. The transcript has 9 exons. The coding region runs from base 279 to 1121 and encodes 280 amino acids. Lineage: Eukaryota; Viridiplantae; Streptophyta; Magnoliopsida; Lamiales; Lamiaceae.
AGGAAAAAGAAAGAAAGGCUAAAACUAAUUCGGAUGUUGGUUCGUUCGUGAUAAGGGAAAUUGUUGGAAACUGAAAAGCAAUAUUCUAUCCAACACAACGUGGCCACUGCAAUUACGAUUUCGAUUUCGAUUUCGAUUCCGAUUCCGAUUCCGAUUUCGAUUUCGCUAGCUGAUCACUUCAAUCCAACUUAAUCGUUCACGCUAGUGAGGGGGUAUUGUUAUCUGGUGAUCCAAUCCAAUCCAAUCCAAUCACGGUGUGUAGUUGUUGGACUUUCAGAAUGAGGAUGGCGACUUCUUCGUUGGCAAUCGUGUCAGCUCUUCUUCUUGUUGUGGCUCAGUUGCCUCUGGGACUCACUUACUCUCCGGCAUUCUUAUGGUCGUCUCAUCUGAAUGGGAAUAAAGAAAUGGUUGAUUAUAGAAUCCUGGCUCCUAGGGAUUUAGCCAAAUCUGCAAUGACUGAAGGUGGAUGGUCGAAAUACCUGUGCUCAAGCGAUGAAGUGCAAGGAUCUAAUAAUUUCGCCUUCCUUUUUAUUGGAUCAGAGUUACAAUCUCUAGAAGUUUCCAGCUCCGCAAAGACUGAUCCAGCACUUAUAGACUUGCUUAAGGACUCAUUUUCCCACUCCAAUUCCUCUGUGGCCUUUCCUUAUGUAGUUGCUGGAGAGGAAAAAGCAUCCAUAGAGAACUCUUUAAUUUCAGAGUUUACUGAAACUUGUCAGCAUAAUUUUGGAGUUGGUAGAAUUGCUUUAGUGGGGUCAUGUUCUGUGGAUGGUGAAAAUUUUGAUAAGAUAAAUGAUGUUGGCUCGGUUAAUGACUACCUGAAUUCAAGGUUUGAAAAGUUUUCUGACGGGCAAACUGAUCUGAUUGUCAUGUGCCCUGGAGAUUCCAUGUUUUCGCCAGAUUCUGAAAGAAACAUUCUUUCUCAACUACUCAAUGCAGUGAGUGAGAUGGGUGCAAAAUAUUCGUUCCUCUACAUUUCUGAUCCAUUUAGAUCUGUUGAGUAUCACUCGCACAUGGGAAUAGAAAGGUUCCUCGCUGAAGGUACCAUUGGAAAUGCAUCAUCUAAUUCCACUGGCUGUGAUGAAGUUUGCCAGAUUAAGUCAUCUCUUUUGGAGGACUUCUAGUGGGGUUUGUGUUGCUUAUUAUUUUGAUAUCGGGCCUUUGCUGCAUGAUGGGAAUCGAUACUCCUACAAGAUUCGAGACGCCCGAAGCAUCUUGAUUCAGUUACCUAAUGAAGGAUUUAUGUUUUCCUGUAGUGGUGAUGAUGGUUAUCUGCCUGCUAUGUAAUUUCUUUAACCUCAUCCAGCUUUUUUAAUUUAGAGUGAACAAGCAACAUUCUGCUUGUGCACGGACAUUAUAAUUAAUUAUAUGAGGGAGUAAGAUGAAUAAUGGAAAUGGCUUCCACUUAGCCAGGAGUUUCUCGAGCAUGGAUUUUUACACUUCCAUUUUUGCUUCAAAUGUGUUGUUAUAUAAUGAUAAUGCCAUUCUAUUGCAUUGUAAAUGUGUCUUUCCUAUUUUUGUCGA